GCCACAGGACGACGCUCUCCGCGUUGAACACGUACCCCGACUAGACCCGAAUGAGAGGAGCUGUCUUAGACCCGGACAUUUAAACCGAAGAUGAAUGACCACUGGAGGCUUUCCCUGCGGUGAUUCGCCGAGGUUAAGUAGCUCAAGACAUACCGGAUACGACAGCCGUUACCACAAGAGGACUUCCGUUUAGAACCCUGGCGGAGGGAGACCGUCGCUGUCAAUAUUCACUCGAAAGCAUCGGCAUGUAGGCACUCACUUUUCAGAUAGGCUGCCUGCCAUGAAGAAGCGAGCCAAAAAAGUGCUGGAGGAGGAGGAGACACUGUGCUGCUGUGAGUAUGUGAACAGGCAUGGAGAACGCAGCCAUGUAGCCGCCUGCUGCUGUGACUGCGAGGACCUGGAUGAUGCCUGCGACAGGUUUCUGAAGAGGGAGCCUCAGAAACCUGACUCCAUGUCAAGCGUGGCGGAAGUCUUCACAGACCGUAUCCGUGUUCCUUGGCUGUGGGGUGGAGCCAGAAGAGUGGACUUGUCCCUCAUCCCUCCUCUUAUCCUCCUUCCUGUCCUGCUACGCCUUGCUGCUCUCCACUUCCUGCUCGGCCUGGUGGUCCUGACAGCUCUGCCCGGCCUGGUGCUGUGGUACUACUACUUCACCCAUCGCAAAAAGGGACGGACGCUCUUUUUCCUCAGCCUGGCCCUCUUCUCCCUGGCGUACAUGUACUACCUUUUUAUCACAGAGGUGUUCCCCAGUGGAGAUGUCAGCCAUGUGCAGCUAACAGUGGUAACCACAGGGGUCAUACUCACCCUGGCAGCCCUUAUCCACACCAAGAGAGAACCUGGCAUCGUGCAUCCAAACCAAGAAGCUGUUCACAGCACAGUGACCUAUUACAGCCCUCUGGCAGACAGAGACCCUGCCGUUAACGGAGGGAGGAAUGAUGUGAUGAUGACAGUGUCCAACCGUGCAGGAUUGUCAGAGCAAACGGAGGAGGAAGUGAAGGAAAGUAACAGAAAGAACUGGUGUCCGGUGUGCAGGGUGGUGAGGCCCCCGAGGGCGGGGCACUGUCGGAUCUGUGGUAUCUGCGUGCUGCGUCUUGACCACCACUGUGUCUGGAUUAACAGCUGUGUGGGGCAGGCCAAUCACCGAAGCUUCCUGCUCACGCUUGUCCUCUUCCUGUUGACGUCCCUGUACGGCAUCAGCCUGGUGCUGCGGAGCGUAUGUCCCAAACAACACCUCUUCACCGCCCUGCUCUACUGCCCUGGAGUCUACAACCAGUACAGCUCUGCACUUUGCUUCACCUGUGCCUGGUACAGCAGUAUUGUGACCGGCGGGCUCCUUCACCUGCUGGUUGUGCAGCUCAUAAACGUCAGCUACAAUGUGACUGAGCGUGAGGCUCGAGUCGCCCUGCGGGACAAAACCGCUCGUAGUGCCUACUGGGGACUCAUUGUGGACACGGGCAUCUACUCUCGAGGGUUCCGUGAAAACUGGGCAGAGUUUAUGACCAUGGGGGAGAAAGUGAGGGCUCCGGCUCCUGCCCCAGCAGACCUGGUUUAAGAGGCUGAGUUUAAAUUAAUAUUUGGACGUUAUGACUGCUGUUCAGCCUUUAUCCACUUGAUGGCAGCAUGGCUCCUUUCCUGGGACAGACUCAGCAGAUUACUACAGCCCUGACUUUGACACACAGCAAUAACUUUAAACCUCAAUAAGAAACAUUCACUGCCAUUAAUGUCACUGUAACUUGCAUCUCCUCUAUGCAGCUGUUACUGCUCACACUGACCUUUAAUCACCUUCUGCUGCCUCAUUUCACUUCUCACUGUUUCCAUCACACUGACAGUCUUCCCUUGACUCGGACAUUGUCUUUGUGUCUCCUCUAUUUUCGAGUGCCUUGCUAGGAGACAGUAUACAAUAAAAAGGAGAGUAAACUGAUGCAAACGGACAGUUUUGUCUGAGCACAUCGUUGACUAGACAGAUCUUCAGGGGUUGGACAAUCCUGCACAAAGCAUGUACUGAGCAUUUCAAAGAUGCUCUUUUGUCUGCACAUUCUAUUUGCCAUCCUCCAUGAACCUGUAACUGCACUCCUCACUAAGCAGGGUACAUGAUUUGUAAGU
Molecule: messenger RNA, 2100 nt
Organism: Cheilinus undulatus (humphead wrasse)
Lineage: Eukaryota; Metazoa; Chordata; Actinopteri; Labriformes; Labridae
Gene: zdhhc23b
Product: zinc finger DHHC-type palmitoyltransferase 23b
Exons: 5
Coding region: 281-1549 (422 amino acids)
Biological process (GO): peptidyl-L-cysteine S-palmitoylation; protein targeting to membrane
Cellular component (GO): endoplasmic reticulum; Golgi apparatus
Molecular function (GO): protein-cysteine S-palmitoyltransferase activity
Source: RefSeq, a predicted model, not a curated record